UAGCUAUUAAUGCAGCCUAGUUUGCAGCGGAGGAGAUUUAUAUCGGGUGGGAAGUUGAGCAUGGAAGGAGACUUCUUGGAAGAGAAGGCGGCCGUGGCCAUGGGGGAAGAGGACAGGUACGACGAGGAGGUCCGAGCCUGGAGCUGGGGCGCGGCCUCCGAUGGCCAGCUCGGGACGGGCACCCUCGAGGACCAGCUUUUCCCCCAGCCCCUCCUCAACUUCCCACCCCUCUCCUCCGCCGCCGCCGCACGUCGCAUCGCCCAAAUAGCUUGCGGUGGCGCCCAUUCAAUCGCCUUAACCGGUGAUGGUAGGGCACUGACAUGGGGGAGGGGUACAUGUGGUCAACUCGGUCACCAAGAGCUGUCAAACUGCUUGCUGCCAAAGCCUGUAAAGUUCCUUGAAAGCUUUACUAUAACCUAUGUCUCUGCUGGAUGGAAUCACUCUGGCUUUGUUACAGAUACAGGACAACUCUUUAUGUGUGGGGAUGGCUCAUUUGGGCAGCUUGGAAAUGGAGAUCAUCAAUCACAUGGUUCCCCUGUUGAAGUCUUAUUUUUUUCUUCAAAGCAUGUUGAGCAAAUAGCAUGUGGGAUGCGCCAUUCUCUUGCACUGGUGUCUGAUGCAGGAUCAUCGGGCAGUUCAAUCUACGGUUUUGGUUCUGGGAGACAUGGGCAGAUCGGUAUGUUUGAAUCUGGAACCCAGAGAUCACAUAAUUUUCCCAAAGUUAUUGAAGGAUUUGAGAAUUGUGAAGUUGUUAGUAUAUAUGCCAAUGGAGACCAUAGUGCUGCAUUGUCUGCUGAUGGUCGGUUAUACAUUUGGGGCAGAAGAUUCAGUGGAAGAUCGGAUGAUCACACUCCUCAAAUUUCGCCUUCACCUUCGAGGAUCACUCAAGUUGCUCUGGGAUGGAAUCAUGCUUUAGUAUUAACUGAUAAUGAACUGUAUAUGUUUGGUGGGUAUCGCCAUGGGAUGCUCAGUGGUUCUCCCCAGAUGAGCCCAAUGCAGCAGACACUGGUUCCAUGUGCUCAAGCACGGACUCUGGAGAGGGUACCUUGUCUUGAUGAAAAUGUUGUGCGCAUUGCAGCUGGUGCCGAGCAUUCCGCUCUUAUAACAGAGAAAGGAACAAUCAUGACAUGGGGCUGGGGAGAACAUGGCCAGCUUGGACUGGGGAACACGUAUGAUCAAACUUGCCCCCAGAGAGUUAAUAUAGACUACAAGGGAUCAAGUGCUUCUGCUCAACUAGGGAUUUACUGUGGCAGUGGAUUUACUAUUGUGGCGAAAGUAGACUAAAGAUAUUCCGAAAAUUUGUUUUCAUUCUGUAACUCUAUGGUUCAAGUAUCAGUGUCAGCUUCUGUUAUGAAAUUUUGGUUCUUAUAAUUAUUUUAUAUAAAUGACUUAUGGAGUACUCUCUCAA
Molecule: messenger RNA, 1408 nt
Organism: Phoenix dactylifera (date palm)
Lineage: Eukaryota; Viridiplantae; Streptophyta; Magnoliopsida; Arecales; Arecaceae
Product: Regulator of chromosome condensation (RCC1) family protein
Source: RefSeq, a predicted model, not a curated record